This is a messenger RNA of Podarcis lilfordi (Lilford's wall lizard), 4497 nucleotides long. The record is from the annotation of a GenBank genome assembly. Lineage: Eukaryota; Metazoa; Chordata; Lepidosauria; Squamata; Lacertidae.
AGGAGGUGCCAGCGGAGGAGAGGCAAGAGGACCGGAAGAGGAGGGGAAAGAGGCGCUGCGACGUUGGGCCUGCAGAGACGUGCCGAUCCAGGCUGGCCCUCUCUCUCUCUCCCACCCACUCCCUCUCGACCCCGCUCUCCCCAGGGUGCAGCCCUGCCCCCCGCCCCGCCCUCACCUGCCUUUCUCCCCCAGUGGCCUUCCUCUCGUGCCCCUCGGGCGGAGGGAUGGUGCGGGUGGGCCGCGGAAGUUUAUAUACAAGAAUCUACAUACCUAGAUAUAGGUGUGCGUUUGUAAAUAUAAAUAAAAUGGAUAUAUGCAUAUAUGUGUGUAUAUAUGUAGUGCUUCUUUUCUAAAAAUAAUGUUUGGGGGUACUCUCAUUUUGACUCAAGAAAAUCACCAUUUUAUAGUUCUAACCGGGAAAAAUAAAUACAGUAAAUGGACAAAAGUACAUUCACAAAAUGGUUAGGGGUAUGCAUUCCCCUGCGUCCCCCCAGAAAAAAGCACUGUAUAUGUUCUGCCAAGGGCAGGGUUAUUUCUGGAUCUGGAGCCACUAAGCACGCCAGUGGAUGAAUAAGCAAUGCUUUAUUUGCAUAAGGUUAACAGAUAGCAGCAGGCAUACAAAACACAAAUUACAGCAUACCAGAGAGGAAUCAUAUAUAUAUAAUUGAUAUAUGUGUAUCAGUGCAUAUACAGUCAAACCUCAGUUCCCAAACUGCUCCGUUUUGGAAUGUUUCGGCUCCAAAAUGCUGAAAACCUGGAAGUAAAUGCUCCAGUUUUUGGAAGCCAAACUUCCAACGCAGCCUCUGCUUGAGUGCAAGAAGCUCUUGCAGCCAAUUGAAAGUCAUGUUGUCUAAUGUUUUGGAAGCCGAACAGGCUUCUGGAAUGGAUUAUGUUCGACAACCAAGGUUUGACUGUGUGUGUGUGUGUGUACAUAAAAUGGAUUUGUGGAUAUAUGUAUGUGUAUGUGUAUCUAUAUAUAUGCAUGGAUAUAUGUACAGUAUAUAAAUAAAAUGGAUGUAUGGAUGUGUGUGUGUGUGUGUGUGUGUGUGUGUGUAUUCAUAUAUAUACAUAUAUAUAUAUAUAUAUAUGUCAGGGGUUCAGGGACAGAGGGACAGGGUAGGCAGGAGAUGGAGAGCGAUGGGGAGGAAUUCCAAGCCAGCGAGGAAGAGGAUGACAAUGACUCAAGAGAUUCCAUGAGUCUUUCCAGCGAAUCAGAGGAUUCCCAGAAGGGGCGCCAGUGGUUAAGGCCAGGGAGCCCCAGGAGGGACGUGUCAGGAGCAGGGGCCCGCGGAGGAUCCCAACUUGGCAGCUGGGCGUCAGGACCCGCCUCCCAGCCCGAGUGCAGCGAAGGCGGUGGAGUUUCCAGUGUGUCAGAGGAAGCAGCUCCGGGAGCAGAGAAAGGAGGGAGGGCAGAGCAAGCCGCCCUUCCGGAAGGGGAGGGGAGCAGUGAAGGGAGUAGUGUAACUGUCAAAAGGAAAGUUAGAGGUUUGGCGCGCGCGCCUAGUUCAAAUGUAGAGGCGCGCGGAAGUACAGGGAGCCCGGAGGAGGGGCCAGGUCCCAAAGCCCGCAGGAGGGUGGAAGAGCAGUCUGGGGAUUCAGCGUCAGAGGAAUCCAGAAGGGGCGCAACCCCAGCGGGCAGAAGGACCCUGCGGAAAAGGAAGGAGAGAAAGAGGUGGAGCAGCGCAAGUCUCUUAAAUUGGUGCAGGGGAGGGACUGACUCAGAGGGGACUUCAGCGGUCUAGCGUAAGAGACGUAAGGCUGCGCGCCUAGGAUGUCAAGCAAACCAUGAACUGCAAUAAACACCUUUGUAUAUAAGAAGACAUAGGCGUUGGUCUUUUGUGAGCUGAGACUUGAGGCAGCCUUGACAAUAUAUAUAUAUAUAUAUAUAUGGUUAUGUGUAUGUAUAUGUGUGUGUGUCCAUAGAUAGAUAGAUAAUUUAUAUUGAUCAACCAUCUUCGGAUGAAGGGCACUCUAUAUACAAUGUAUAGAGUGUCACAACAAGCCGUUUGGAAAGCUCUGGUGUAAAAAAAUAUAUAUAUAAUAUGAUAUACUGUAUGUUCUACGGUGAUGCCUCCUGCAGUCCACAAAAUGAAUAAAUAUUACCCUUGGGAUGGCAUCUUGCUGGCUGUGCCUCAGCACAAGCUACUUCAUCUAUGUCGCCGGCACCCACUCAGGUUGAGCUGAGCUAGUCAGCCCCACCCUGGCGGCAAACGGGUCCUGCCACGUGAGUCCCUUUGUUGGGUGGGCAGGCAGGGACACACACGUGUGUGUGUUUCAUGAAGGGAAAACAACCCAUUAUUAUUACUAUUACCAUCGUCAUUUACUAUUUAUUAUUUACGGAAAUAUUGGGGCAGAUUAUUAUCAUUUACCAUUUAUUAUUUACAGAAAUAUGGGAGCCACCACCACUCUGUUGUCUCACCCAUCUUUCAGCACUGAUAUUUCCUCCCUCUGACCCAGAUUUGGCUUUCAUCGGGUGGCCAAUAUGAUGAGAAUUAUUGAAUAUUAAUAAUAUUGGCUGACCCUAUAAUAGGCCUGCUGCCAAGUGGGUUGGACCCUUGGCUCUAGCGCUACGUUUCCCUUCCAGCUGCAUGGGUUGGACGCCAACUGCCUGAACAUCUAGUCCCAGAUGGAAAAGAAGAGGGAGCUGAUCCGCAGCCGUGCCAGCAACUUCUUGUUCCCCGAGGAGGCCACUUUCAACGGCACCAAGGACUUCCAGGUGCCUUUAUGUUCCUGUCCCAAUCCAUAUAAAGGCAGAGGAGUGCUGGUGCUGCCAGGAAUUUGACAGCCAUGGUGGUGGGUUUUGCCCCGCCCUAACUUCAGGGUUCAGCAUUCGCCAGGUGCAUUUUGCCACAGGUGUGGGGCCAACUGCAACUGCAUGGAGAUCUCUGGGUGCCAGGUUGGCAAUGGACAUGUCCGUCUGGCUGGGCCCUCCAACUUCAUUAAGCAGGAGAGCUUAUUUCAAAAAACGUAGAAUGAUAGAGUUGGACGGGAGCGUGGCGGUCAUUAGUCCAACCCCCUACAAGGAAUGAAUCUCAGUUCAAGCAUCCAGGACAGACAGCCAUCAAAGCCUUGCUUCAAAACCUUCAAGGAAGGAGAAGCUUCCUAUUGCCUUGGUCUCUCCCCGUUUUCUCCAAGGAGUCCAUGGUACGCUCCGCCCAUUGUUCCCUGCAACAACCCUGUGAGGUAGGCUUAGAGGAUAACGCAGGUUGAAGGGAUCCUUUGGCGACGGGUUUCUAUCUGCCUUGCUCCCUCCUUCCAGAUUGUCCUUGAGGGCGGCUUCAGGAAGGAUCCCCAAAGCAGCAUAGCUCUGGAUGACCUGAUCCUGUCUCCCGGUUGCAUCCAACAAAGCAGUGAGGCAAAAAGGAGUAGAAAUAAGGCUCUAGUUCUCUUUAUAACCUUUCUUCAAAAAUAUUUUAAAUGGGUCGUAUAUGUGUGUGUACCCAUGUAUGUGUGAGUGAGUUUCUCUCUGUGUGUGUCUUGUGAACCGCCCUAUGGGAAUAGGAGAAUGGGAAGGGACACUGAGUGUCAUCCAACCCAAUUUUUUUGGCUGGAACCCAAAACCCACAGAUGAGGAGUCUCAUGGGAUGGAGCCAUCCUCCCAUAUGUAUUCCUCCCACCAGUCCCGGACAUUGACACCUCCUUCCCUCCCCAUCUAGGCCUGUUCUCUGUUACCCCCAGCAAGCCACACACACCCCGGCACCUGCAAGGAUGGCCAGUUUGCCUGCGACGACGACAGCGUGCUCUGCAUCAGCAGAGAGCAAAUGUGCGACUUCGAACCUGACUGCCAUGAUGGCACAGAGGAGAGCCAGUGUGGUGAGCAUCUGCAGGGAAUUUGAGGCCUGCCAUAUGCCUUUGUGGAACUGGCCGCCAUAGGAGACAGGAAAGUGUUUUCUCCUCGUGUAUCUUGUCAUGCCAGAAAUAGAGUAGCCAUGUUACAUGGAAACCAAAUUCCCUGCUGGGUCUGAGCCCACCCAGGGGCAGCACCCUGUGCAGCACUAAAAUCCAGCACCCUCUGCUUUGAGCAUGUCCUGCUUUACAACGUCACAGAAUGAUAGCAUUGUAGAGCUGGAGGGCACACCCUGGGUCAUCUACCCUGCAGAUGGGCGCUGGGAGGAAAGGAAUGGCUCCAGAUACCAUCAGCCCUCGUCCUUUACUAGGAGCAGGCCCCACCGGGUGGGUGUGGUGGGGUGGCGCCUUGGAACAAGGUCUGCUUGACGACCACACCCUGGGUAUGCCGGAGGGUGAGUGGCGCCUUGCAGCAGGUUGGACUGGAUGACCCCCGGGGUUUCCAGUCCAGAAGAAGAUCCAACUGGAACACAUCUCUUCCCUUGCCCAGGGCACUACAUGGUUACCGACACCAGCACUGGCUUUCUGGCGGCAGGUCAAGCAGUGGCAUUGUCCAGAAGCACAGCGUUCAGACUUCAAUCAGUGUCCAAUGACAUUGCGUAUUCUGUAAAGCUCACGCCAGAGGAAGCGUGUGGGCACAAGAUUUAUUAG